This is a messenger RNA of Penicillium coprophilum, 1956 nucleotides long. RefSeq lists its product as uncharacterized. NCBI's taxonomy places the organism in Eukaryota, Fungi, Ascomycota, Eurotiomycetes, Eurotiales, Aspergillaceae. The transcript has 5 exons. Gene Ontology annotation, cellular component: nucleus. The coding region runs from base 1 to 1956 and encodes 651 amino acids. The record is from RefSeq and is a predicted model, not a curated record.
AUGCCACCCCGCAAAUCGAAAAAAAAGCAGACGCGACUUGCCUUUGCGACUGCUUCGCCUGCAGUGGAUGUGAACCCGGAGGAAAGCAACCGAUUUGCAACGCUCAAAUAUGAAAACCCAAGCCUGGGCACGUACCGUCCUCCAAAAGCCUCAAAAAUCAAGUCGGAAACUUCGCCCGAGAAAGAACGUCCGAAGCUCUCCACCAAGACGAGAUCCAAUGAUAAACCCGCAAAAAAUGAGCUGUUUACAGAAGACCAAUCGGGCAAUGAAUCUUUAGACGAACCCAUCAUCCCCGCCUCCCAGAAGAGAAAGCAAGUCGCGCCACCUAACAACCUCGAAGUGAUCCUCAGCCCACCAAAGCUUCAGGACACCCAACAUACAAAGAAAUCCCACUCAAGGAAGUCACAACCAUCUUUGCAAUUCCCAAAGAAGAAUACUCAGAAGACAAGUGGUUCUGACUCGGAGGAGCUCUCCCGGCCGCGCCGAGCACUCAAGCGAAAGGCCGCAAGCUCACCGAUUGACCCAAGCGACUCAGACGAGCCUGUGGCCUCUUCAGUCAGCAAACGACGCAGGUCUAACCGAGAGGGCCACUCUUCAAGUUCACCUCUUCUACUCAGCGACGAUGAUUCAAACGAGUCGGUGGCUCCUUCGACCGUCAAGCGGCGCAGGGUAGUAAGGCCAGCUGUAGUAACCGAAAGUGACGACGAGUCCUCAGAUGAGCUAUUGGUCUCCUCGCCAGUGAAGAGGCUCCGACGUGGACAGGAGAAAGCAAGUCCUCAAGUUCCCCACACCCCCCGCCACAUCUCGAAACAGGCCAGACUCGAUAUCGCAGAGGAUCUGGAGGACCUCCAGGAUUCAGUUGUCAAGAAAAGUCGAACUCGCGGCCGGAAUGUCGAAUCUGCCCGAGACAAGAGAAUGAAACACCUUGAAGCCCUGCGCCGCAGACGCGCUGGUGUAAAAUCCGAGGAUGAAGAAGAAGAAGAAGUUGAUGAAGAUGAAGACGAUUCAGAUGCGCAGGAGACUUCACGUCCUGGCAGCGAUGCCAGUCCCUCUGGUCGUGGUCUCUGGCGGCAUCACAACGAUGACAGCGACGUAGAAUCAGCCAUCGACCCUAACGAGAACCUUGAUCGGUACGAGGAUGACUUUGUCCUAGAAGACGAGCACGAUCUCGGCGUUCCCACUGAGGAGAUACCCUUCGAGUUUACCAGACAUGCAUAUAAGCAACCGAAGGAAUAUUUCCGCGACGUCAUCGGUUGGAUGGUGCAAAACAAACUCAACCCAGCUUUCCCUCGCUCUGAUGACAUGUACAAGAUGGCUUUCAUGAAGCUAGAAGAUGAAGUUAAGGGUCGGGCUGGAUCACAGCUAAUCUCCUCUGUCUGGAACCCCAGUUUCGUAUAUGCCCUCCAGGCCCGUCCACACAUUGAGAUCGCUGCCUUCCCCACGGAGGAGAACCAUCCCUGCGAUGCUUGCAGGCGCUCUGGACACCCCGCUUCUAGUGAUGUCAAGCUUUACGGGAAGGCUUAUUCCCUGGAGACGCUAGAGCCACUGGAAGAUGAUGAUAAUGACAGCGACGACAGUGAGAAUUCUAGUAAAGAAGACGAUGGAAAGGAACGAGACCGGGAUGGCCAUGUCAUUCCGCCCGAAAAUAUCCGGUAUUUUCUGGGAAGACAAUGCAAGGCGAGAGCCCAGCUCGCCCACACCCUUACACAUUGGCGCUACCAUCUCAAUGAAUGGGUCAUUGACUUUCUCGAUCGUGCGGGCCACAUGGAGGCCGACGAGAUCCUACGACGAAAUGACAUGAGCGUCAAGCGGAAGACGCGAAAUGCAAAUGAAGUCCUCGAUAGCAUGACUGGAAGUGGUGAAGUCGAUAAGCUUUGGCGUGACUUCCAUAUCAAUCUCAAGUCUGCCCGCGAGAAAGAGUGCUUCCAUGAUGCUGACCAGCGUUUCCUUAUAUAA